Molecule: messenger RNA, 4290 nt
Organism: Adineta ricciae
Lineage: Eukaryota; Metazoa; Rotifera; Eurotatoria; Adinetida; Adinetidae
Source: the annotation of a GenBank genome assembly
AUGCAAGUUGUAACUAAUAUCGUUUAUUCACAAUUUCUCGUCCGUCAUCAUUGGUUUGUCCUUGGUUUCGUUGUUUUUAUCUCAAUCAUAUUGACAAUCAUUGGCUUUGCUUUUACGCAACUGCCCGACUUUUCGGAUCCAAGAAGCGGAUGGGGAGCACGUGGCAAAGGAACAAUCUUUUCUCAAUUGAUGGUUUUGAGGCAUGCUUCCGAAAAGUUUCGUCUCGCUUAUGAAUUACCGUUGGAAAAUUACGAAUUGUUCGGUGCACAUAAUCAAUUUUCGGAUGUGGUGGUCGAAGAUCUCGAUGAAGACUCGUAUCGAUCGGAAUUCUUGGCAAAAUACGAUUUCUGGCGCAAGAAGAAGAAUUCGACGAAACAAACAGAUGAAUUAAUCGAUUACAGUAAUUUAGAUGAAAAUUUCUAUGACAAUGCGUUUGAUGAAGAUGAAGAGCCCGAUUAUGCUGAUGAAAAUUCUCAAGCAUCAGCUGUACUUUAUCAAUGGCAUCGUGACAGACAUUAUGACGUCAAUAAUUUGAUUACCAAAUAUGUCGACGAUAAAAUGAUCAAUAUCACUGUCUUGGAAUUCGUUCGAAAUCUACCGCAAUUUGAUCGGAAGAAUUACAAAUCAGGCAGAUUACCAUUUGAUCUUUUUCGACCGUAUGCUUAUCUAUUAGAAGAAAAAUAUCGAGGACGAGCAGGUCGUGAUGGUAUGAUUGAAUUUUACAUUGAACGUACAAACUCAACUGAUGAUCUAUUAUCUAUUCAACAUUUACAAUCCAUUUGUCAAUGGGAGAAAAAAUUUAAACAUCUUCUGUCUUUAAAUUCAACUCCAAGUCUUUCAUUAGCAACUUUCGUUGCCCUAUAUGCAUCCAAAAACGAUUGUCAACUAAUCACAUCGGAUGACGUCGACCGAUUUCGUUCAAUUCUUCAUACAUGUUUACCCUAUUACUUAGAUGGCUACAUGGAUAUUCCAUUAAGUGACACAUUUCUUAAUCGUGUCAUCCUCGAACAUCAACCAGGUUAUUUCACCCAUCAAGAACAAGUGAAAGCUAUUUACACCGCUUUGCGUCAUACGUGUUUCUACAAGAACAUCACACGCUUUAUUUUUGAUCAUUUCGUUGACAAACAAUUUCUCAAUGAUUUACAACAAAGCCAAAGUCAAUCGAAAGUUGCUUUAUCAAUGAUUUACAUAUCAAAUUAUCGAAGUUAUAAAUCUCACCGUCCACGUGAUCAAAUCAUGUGUUUACGUCGUCAACCACAUUCGAGAAAGUACUGCGAAGAGCGUGGCUGUAUGAAAGAUUAUCGAAAUAAUCUUUUACUUCAAUCAUGUGCUAAUCAAGCACCACCCAAAGGAAAUUGUUUCAAAUACUGCCAAUGCAAAUUUCAAUGUCCCAAUGAAACCGAACAGAUUGUUUCAAUUUCGCCAAUCUAUAAAGGACAGGAAUUAGUGGCAUUAUUCGAGAAGCAUUUUGCUGGCAAAAGACAAUUGCCUACUUAUCGUGAUCAGUUUAUCAAAUUAGUUGCAUUAAAUUUUGCCAAUGUUCGAGAACGGGCAGCAAUGGCGAGAAUAUCCGAAGACAUGUUACUCGUCUUAAUUGCAACAGCAUUGAUCAUUGGCAUAACCGUACUCUACUUACGAAGUGUUUCAAUUGCUUUAAUUAUUAUUGUGGGGGCGGCAUUAUCGAUUGGUGUGAGCUUUUUCAUCUAUCGGGUCAUCUAUCGUAUUCCAAUAUUUCCAUUCAUGAAUUUAAUGUCAGCAUUCAUAUUGAUUGGAAUCGGUUGUGAUGAUAUUUUCGUCUUUUUCGAUACCUGGGAUCAAGAAAAAGCUGAAUGGAUAAGAAACUAUCAAGAUCGACAACAACAAGAUGUGAAUAUUCCUUUGAACGAAAUUACUAACGAAACGCAAACGAAGAAAAAGAGAAAAUUCAAGAUUCCAUCGAAUGAAUUUCAAUCUCGUCAUCGAUCACCACUAUUAAAUGAUCCUGAAGAAAUGCAUCGGUUACUAUCGAGCGAAGAAGCUCUCACCGAAAUAAUGGCGAAAACGUUAAAACAUGCAGCAUCAUCGAUGUUUGUUACAUCAUUUACAACAUCAGCCGCAUUUUUUACGAAUAUGUUAACGAAUAUUUCAUUCGUUCAAGUUUUCGGCGUUUUUACUGGCACUUGCAUUUUACUGUAUUUUGUUAUCACAGUUACUGCAAUAGCUGCAUUCGCUAUUAUUUACGAAAAAUACAUUCAAAAUAUUAUUUCACGUUUGUUACCGAUUCGAUUGACGACCGUUGUAGAUCCAUCUCCAGAUGAAUCAACAGGAAAGCUAUGUCGCCGACUAGCAACAAUCUGCCGAGAUAUUCGUCAGUACACAUUCGGCUAUCUUAUGCCGUUCAUUAUUAUUAAUCUACGGUUUUUGUUGGUUUUACUCUUUUUACCCAUGGGCAUCUUAGGUCUCGUCGGAGUAUUUCAUUAUCCGAAACUACAAGUACCAUCAACACAAAAAGUAGCAUUUUUUCUAAAAGACAAUCCAAUGGAAAUAUACGAAUUUUCCAUGAAAAAUAAGUUCAAUGGCUACUCGAAAGAAGAAAAACGCUUGUUUGCCUAUCCAGCUGUUUCAUUCAUAUUUGGCAUACGUGAUAUUGAUGAUGGAUACAUAUUUGACAUGAAUGACCGAGGUCAUCUUCAUCUAAUGCCACUGUAUCUUGAACGACAACGCACGCUGGAUUUUUUCAAACAAUUCAUAACCGAUCUGGGCACACGAUCUGAUCUGUUCGGUUCAAAUUAUGAUUUAGAUAAAGAUUUCGAAGCGUUUUAUCAAUUGACAUCGGACAACAUUUUGGUAGCCAAAGUCGCUGAUGAUCGGGCACGACAAAAUCUAUCAGUUACAGACCAUAUAGGAAUGAUUAAACAUUUAUCUCAAUUGAAUACAAGUUUGAUAGAGAACUUGGUUCGGGAAACUGUGCGACCGAUUGGAUAUCGAAUUGAAGAGGAUGAAUCAGAUCAUGAAGAUUACAUCGAUUCACAAAAGAAGAAAAAUAAUAAGACACUGAGCAAACUCAGUGUGAAGCAAUUAAACAAUCGCAAGAAUCCAAUUUUAAACUAUUCGAAUUACAGAAAACUAUUCAACAAAACUUUAGAGAAGUAUUACAAGGAGGAGCUGGAAAAGAGUUAUGAUCGACAUGAGAUUCGGAAAUAUUUGAAUGGAUCUAUACGUGAUGUAUUAACAGGUGAAUAUCAUCGUGCGGCACUAAGAACGGCUAUGCAAUGUUUAACUGGUGCAGCCGGAGCCAACAACAUCCCACCCGAUUUUUGUGAACGACAACUUAAUAAGCAGCGUUCUGUGAACUGGGCUGUCUUACCUGACAAAGCAUCACCGAUUGAUGGCAGUGUUCGACCAUUUGCUGUGAUUAUUACCAUUCGAGGUGCACUCAAUCGUACUGAUUAUGAUUCGUACAAUAGCUACUACUUUAAAAUUAAGAAUUUCUUUGAUCCAUACAUAAAACGACAUGCGCCGGAACACUUACAACACGCAUGGUUUUCAUCGCCUGGUUUUGCUUUCUACGGUGUUCAACGUGAAUUACUUGUCGGCUCUUAUUCAUCUCUUGUUGCAUCUCUCGGUAUUGCUCUGUUAGUACUUUUUCUGACAUCAGGCAAUCUAUUCAUUGCCCUCUACGCAUUAAUUACAAUUACAUUUGCUAUCGCCGUCAGUGUCGCCAUUUUUGCUGCAUUGAAAUGGGAAUUGGGAAUUAUUGAAGCUAUUAUUGUGAUUAUGUCUGUUGGUCUUUCAGUGGAUUUUGUUGUACAUUUCGGUGUUGGUUACAUUCAUGCAAACUCGCGUGAUAUCGAACGUAAACGUAAAACUAUCAAAGAUCGCUACUUAGCAUCGUUAUCGACAUCUUCGGAUAAACCAGAAGUGCAAACUGUUCCUAAUAUUCGCUCGUAUCGAUUGUUAUACAAAGAACAUCAAGCCGAGCGUGAAACACGCGUAACGGAAUCCAUAUCUCGUGUUGGUUCUGCCGUAUUUAUGGCUGCUUUUACAACCUUUGCCGCCGGAUUUUCUAUGACAUUAUCCGCACUGACAUCAUUCCGCCAGAUGGGUCAAUUUCUAAUGACGAUCAUGUUUAUGUCUUGGAUCUUUGCAAUGUUCUUCUUUUUACCUCUUUGCGCUAGUAUUGGAUCGGUUGGCAAAUGUGGUUCUAUUCCGUUUCAACGAAUCGGUCAAUUUUGUCAGAAUCGUCUGUUAUGUUGUCUUCGUCGCUCUCGACAUCAAAAUGAAACUCGUCAACAAGAUAUAGAUGAAUGA